AACACUUUUAGGCUCUCAUUUAGAAACGUAAUUGAUUUACCAAAUACAGCACGCAAUACCAUUUUAUUAUGAUGGUUGUUGAACUUCGUUGAGGUGAAAAAAUAAUUAUCAAGACUUUUGCUGCAAUCGAGUGAAAAGGAACAUUUCCACGAAAAGCCACCGCUUUUGUACACUAAGAUCCAAUCAACUUCGAACAUAAACACAAAAGUUCAGUUCAACUGACAGCUUUUGAAGGAAAAUUUGUACUAAUCCAUUCUCAGUUCUACCUAAAAUUGAUGGAAACUACGCAGUUUUUUUUUUUAUUAAAGUAGUAAAAUGCCAACCGCACGGCCAAAUAGCUGCUGUAAUUGGAUGUACAUUGGAAGAACGCUCGGUUGGAUGGGAAUCAUUACAAGUAUAUAUCCAACAUAUUUUGGACUCACAAUGAUUAUUUGGUGCGUCAUUGGCAUUUCAAUGUCCAGUCUUUGGCUCUAUGGAAUUACAAAGAAACAAAGUGUGCUUAUGCUGGUGCCCCUACUAUAUUGGGCCUUUAUUCAAACCGUUUUCAUGUUAAAAUUGACCAUAACCGAGAUAGUAUCAUUUGUUCGUGAAGAGAGACUAAAAUAUGCAAACAAAGAGAACUUUGAGAAUUAUUUUACGACAAUUUAUGGAGUAAUGCUGUACACCAUAGCAGCAUACUUUGUGAUCUUUUUCAUCCUUGCUGUUGUCAGCUUCGUCAAAAUCCGACAAAUCAUUGAACAAUUGGAGAUCCAAGCGAGAAGGAUUUCUUUCAUACACAUCGAAAGUGUAAAAAAUAAUCAUCAGCGAUUGCAUUAACAAAGAAAAUUUGAAUAAGAUAUUUAAAAACAAAAUACAGUUGCGAAAUAUAUGCCUAUCACACACACCACUAGAUACAUAUCAAACAAAAAU
Molecule: messenger RNA, 909 nt
Organism: Sitodiplosis mosellana (orange wheat blossom midge)
Lineage: Eukaryota; Metazoa; Arthropoda; Insecta; Diptera; Cecidomyiidae
Exons: 4
Coding region: 316-816 (166 amino acids)
Source: RefSeq, a predicted model, not a curated record